AUGACUGCCCUCGAAUUAUUUUUUCUACUAUUUGCUGGAGUCUCUAUAGUAUCGGGAUGGAAUAUAAGUUUGAGUCCAAGCGAAGAGCGCCUUCAAAAUCGACGGGCGGGCGACAAUUUCCUGGUGAUUUGCAAGGUUAAAGAUUUCGAAGGAGCCGCGAGCGAUGUCAAAAUUGAAUGGUUCAAAGAGGGAAAACAAAUUCCCAAGUUUGGAAGCACGAUGACCAUCGAACGAACAUAUUCCAACCAACUAAUGAUCAAUCGUCCUAAAACAAACGAUGGCGGAAAGUACACAUGCAAAGCUGAAAUUUAUGGAGAGACUCAAGAAAUAUCCGCAGAGAUAAGCUUUGUUGAUCCUCCAAAGUUCGUCAAUCCUCAAACCGAACAACAUCCAGUAGAGGGUAGUCGCGCUUCAAUUAUCUGCCAAGUCGAGGGAACUGAUCAACUUGAAGUCUUCUGGCAAUUCAACGGUGUUACUCUUGAUGAUGCAUCGCAACGUGGUUACGAGUUCUCUGAAGAUAAGCAAACAUUGUUUAUCCCACACUUCAACGCUAAGAAGGAUGACGGAAUUUACAACUGCAAUGCCGCACAAUACUCCUCAUUUGAAACUUUGUCGAUCAACGUCACUGGCUAUGCUCAACCAACAAUUACCGUAUUCGACGUACCAAAUGGCAGCGCAUUCGAAGGGCACACCAUUGAGCUCAAGUGUGGAGCUGUUGGAAAACCGAAACCAUCCUACAAGUGGUACUUUGAGGGAAAUAUUUUUCAGGACGACUUAAAUCCAAUUGAUCAUUCCGACAAGCACAAUGUUGAAGAUGGACUUCUCAUUAUUGAAUUCCUUAAUGAAGAUGACGCCGGUACUUACAAAUGCGUAGCAAACAAUACUGUGGGAAGCGAUGAAAGAACCGUUCAGCUUGCUGUAUUCUUGAAACCGAAAGUCGAAAUCGCAACGGAGAUUGUCAAGAAAGAAGGUGAAGAUGUGGAGAUUAUCUGUAAUUAUCGUGGCGAAGGGCAACUCGCUGCCAAAUUCGUAUACGGUUCUCAAGAGUUUACGGUGAGGGAUGAGAAACCCAUCGAGACUAUCGAAGAAACCACUAUUGCCGAAAUUUCUGAUGAAACCUCCAUUGAAGAUGUUGAACCUCAUGAAGAAACCGCCGUGCUCCCAACCGACGAAAAUGACGAAAUUGAGGAAUCACGCAAGUGGAAGAGAUUUGUCGACGAUGUUAACAAUGAGCGAAUUGCUGUUCGAGCGGAAGACAAUAAGCUCAUUUUGACGGUCAGACAAUUGUCCUUAGAUGAUGCUGGAAAUUACAAAUGCGUUGUUUCUAAUGAAGCAGGAGCCACCGAAAGAAUUUCUGACGUUAAAAUUAUCCAUCCUCCAACUCUUCGCCACUAUUCUGGGCCAAGUGUACGAUCAUUUGACGGAGACACGCUUUCAAUUUUCUGUGAUGUUUCUGCUGUUCCUGCUCCAAAAUGGAAAUGGUUCAAGGAUGGGGCUGAAAUUGAAGCCAACGGAGCUACCAUUAAAAUUGAUUCGGAAGGCACUUUGUCAAAGUUGACCUUGGUUCAUAACGAGGGAUCUGAUAACUAUGGAAGAUACAAAUGCAGCGCUGACAAUUCCGUUGGAAUUUUUGAGAAAGAAAUUGAAGUCGUUCACGUUGUUCGACCGGCUGUGCCAACUGGAAUGGACUGCAAAAAGUUUAUGUAUCCGAACUACGGAAAAUGUUUCUUUGACGAAGAAGCUUAUUCUGAGGAGAGCGGAAAACCAUUGAAGAUCGAAUUUUUAAUUGCGAAACUUGAAGAGACGGAAUCAGAUUUCAAUUGGAAUGAUGCCCUCUCAGUGAUCGUUGACUUUGAUAAUGACACAAUUAUUCCGGAUCUUACCCCCAGUACUCUUUAUAUGGUCCGAGCUCGAGCUUCUAAUGAAGCAGGAAGCAGUGAAUAUAGUGAAGAGACCAGCUUGGAAACUACUGAUCCAUGGGCCCCACAAGCUCCGAAAUCGGUUAAAAUGGAAUGUUCAAAGAAUUGCAUCAUCUCAUGGACACCUGGAAAUGAUCACGGAAGCCCUAUCUUGAAAUAUCGCAUCACUAUUCAACAGCUUAAUCCUGCACCACAAAACCACAUUAGUGGAAAAGAAACAGAAAGCUUCUCCAGCACAACGAAAUCUGGAGAAAUCGAGCUAACAACUGAAGAGGAGCAAGCAUCUGAAGAAACUAGCUCAGUUGAAAUAGAAACCGAAGAACCUGUGCAGAGUCAUCAUGAAAAUAACGAUAUGACUCCGAUUACAACCAAAGACGAGGAUGAAGUUGCUGAGCUCGGAGGUCCAUUAAUUAUUGAAGUCGGGGCCGAUGAGACAGAACUUCAACUCACACAUAUCAAGCCUCACUCGUAUUAUCGUGUUGCGGUUGCUGCCAUAAAUGAAAUUGGACAAGGAGAAUUUUUGCAAAUUGAGCAUAGAACUGAUGAGAGCCCAACGAAUUUUGAGCAAGACAUUGCCAGGUCAACUCUGCUCAUUGCCGGUGGAAUCGGAUUUUUAUUCUUGUUCCUUGUCGUCGAUUUCAUUUGUUUCUUGACUAACCGAUGUGGUGUUAUUGCCUGCAUUUGCCUUAAUUAUUGUGACAAGAGUGCUCCAAGACGUGAUGUUGAGGCUGGAAAGGGACCAGAAACCAAUCGCCUUUUGGAUAAUAGUGGUACAAGGUAA
This is a messenger RNA of Caenorhabditis bovis, 2700 nucleotides long. The record is from the annotation of a GenBank genome assembly. Lineage: Eukaryota; Metazoa; Nematoda; Chromadorea; Rhabditida; Rhabditidae.